This is a messenger RNA of Lucilia cuprina (Australian sheep blowfly), 952 nucleotides long. Its product is annotated as syntaxin-4-like. The transcript is spliced from 7 exons. Gene Ontology annotation, molecular function: SNARE binding; SNAP receptor activity. Bases 67 to 903 code for a protein of 278 amino acids. The record is from RefSeq and is a predicted model, not a curated record. Gene Ontology annotation, biological process: exocytosis; vesicle fusion; intracellular protein transport. Gene Ontology annotation, cellular component: endomembrane system; plasma membrane; SNARE complex. Lineage: Eukaryota; Metazoa; Arthropoda; Insecta; Diptera; Calliphoridae.
AGUUUUAUUUCAACCAUAAAAGAAACAACUUUAAACAAGAGAAAAAAAAAUAAACUUUAGAAAAAAAUGAUUAAAAUUAAAGAUCGUCUGCCAGAUUUCAAAAAGAAUUUACAAAUUCAAGAUGUUGAUAAAGAACUAUGCAAUUACGAAGUGAUAGUUGAGGAAGAACCUGAACUAGAAUAUAAGCCAUACAAUGGACCUGUGGGUAAUUUAUUGAAAAGGUAUUUAUACAUUUAUGUUAAUCUAAAAGAAAUUGAAAAUCUUUUGCUUAAUAUGAACUCGAUGACAACCGCAGAACAUAUAAAUAAUUUUAAUCAAAAAGAAUUUAAUAAAUUACGCGCAGAUAGUAUUAAGAUUGGUAAUGAUAUUAUUAAAAGAUUUAAAAAAUUGGAAAGUAAAUUACCGGAUCCGGAAGAUUCUAGCACAUUGGCACGCAUGAAACGAUCUCUGUACUUUGGUUUCUUUCAACAAUACAUUUUACUUUGGUCUAAGAAUGAACAAUUUCUAAUGGAUUUUGAACAAAAGUUAAAGAAACGUUUGCAAAUGCAAUCACAAAUUUUAAAUUGUAAUUUAUCAAAUGACGACAUCGAAACUUUAAUAGAAAAUAAAAAUACCAAUUUAUUUAUGUCAAAUAUUCUUCAAGACACCGAAACCGAACGUAAAACUUUACAAGAACUUCAAGAUCGUUUUGAAGAUUUAAAAAAAUUGGAAAAAUCCAUAACAGAAGUUCAUAAUUUAUUCAUAAGUUUACAAACUCUAGUGGCCGAACAGGGUGACGCUAUACAACGUAUUGAAACCCAUUUUAAUGCAGCCCGCGAUUAUAUAGAAGAUGCUACUAGAACAAUUGAAAUAGUGGAGAAAAUGAAAAAGCAAAGAUGUUGCCGAAUUUGUUGUUGUUUUUAAACUUUGUUAAAUGACCUUCUAAUUCUAUUAAAAAAAAUACUUUAUAAAA